This is a messenger RNA of Paramecium octaurelia, 294 nucleotides long. Lineage: Eukaryota; Ciliophora; Oligohymenophorea; Peniculida; Parameciidae. The record is from the annotation of a GenBank genome assembly.
AUGAAAAGUAUUAUCUUGGUGUUUUCUUUAAGUUUACACCGACAAAUAAUUCGAUUAGGAAUCUUUGCCUUAUCAAAUAAAGGCAAAAAAAUCAAUUUGAAAUAGAUUUAUCAGAUUUUAAUUGUAGAAUUAAAAGAAAUAAAAUAUCAUAUUUGCUUACCCUUAAGUGAUGAUUUCGAAGAAGAAAUCAAUCUAUUAAAUGAUUAUAGUCUCUCAAUAGCAAAUAAAGUAUAACAAUAAGAACUUAGUUUUAAGUGCAUCGUUAAAAAGAACCAAACUAAAUUCAUUUGCUGA